Molecule: messenger RNA, 305 nt
Organism: Vitis vinifera (wine grape)
Lineage: Eukaryota; Viridiplantae; Streptophyta; Magnoliopsida; Vitales; Vitaceae
Product: pentatricopeptide repeat-containing protein At1g26460, mitochondrial
Exons: 2
Coding region: 21-290 (89 amino acids)
Molecular function (GO): protein binding
Source: RefSeq, a predicted model, not a curated record
UGCAGACAGGAAAAGAAUCUAUGCCUGAUGAUGAGUCAUAUGAAUUGGUUGUUGGUAUGCUGUUUUUGACAGACCAGAUUGAUGCUGCCUUGAGAUAUGUUGAUUUGACUUUGAAAUCUGGUUAUAUGUUGUCAAUGAGGGUUUUUGCUGAGUGUGUGAGAAGUUGUGUUAACAAAGGCAGGCUGGAUGCUUUGGUGUCUAUUAUAGAGAGGUGCAAGACAAUGGAUCAAAAUAAAGCUCUUUCUCCCUCCUGGAACAUGUGCAUCUUCAUUGCAGAUAUUGCGAUGUAAUAGGAUAAUAGCAAG